GGGGUGCCCGAGAAGGAAGGGUUGCUUGCAAAAGUGUGUCACCCGUCGCGCCAGCCAGCCAGCCAUUUACACCCAUACAGUCCUUUCAGCGAGGUGUGAACAGCAGCGCCGAGUGCAUGUCCGAGCCUCGUCUGACUGUCCGAGCCACCGACCAUGAGUCCGAGCUCGCGAGUGCCCGAGUGCAGUGUUGCUGAACAUUUGUUGCACGCUGCUGCAGCCACCGUGAGACGUGCCAGAUAAUACAUCCCUCGCUUUUGCGUCCGACCUCACGCCACUUUCACUUCAUCGCUUCCAGCAGGGUGGCGUAGUGUGAUGCCCCGUUGUGGUGGGCGGGGCGCCCCCUGCGUGCAUGGCCUCAGCCUCUACCGCCCUAGAUGCCUUUGAUGCAGCCUUCGCCGCGGCGCAGUUGGCCGAGGAAGAGUUCCUCGUCAGUCGAGAGCUAGAGGAGAUCUCGAGCCGGAGACCGCCGACCCAGGACCACCACCAUCCACAAUUGCCUCCAGCGCACCACCACCAGCCUCACUUUUCGCCGGCUGCUGCUGCCUUCUACAACCGUGCAGGUGGUGCCGGUUGCGACGUGUGCGGCCGAGGCGGCGGCUUCAACUCGCCGGUCACAACGGCCCCGUUGGCCGCGAGCGGCGCACGGGGCAGCGGGGGCCUGAUCACCGCGGCCGCGCCCUCGUGGUGUCUGUACUGCGGGUGUUCGCAGCCCCUGCCCCCGAACGGUCAGUGCUCGUCGUGCUCGCCGCACCGCAGGGCCGUGCAGACGCUGCAGCGCAACGCUCCCUCCUCGGAGCCGCACCGACGCGGAUACUACGAGGCCGAGGAUGCCGCCUACCCGGACGCCUCCGCCCGACACCGCUCGGGACAGUAUUACUCGCCGCCCGGCACCUCCUACACCAUCGUCGAGGCCAGGCCGUCGGCACGCGACCUCCCGCUGCGCGAGAUCGGCUUCAGGCCGAUCAACGCGCGGGCCGCCAGUCAGUCCCCGCCGGUGCGAAACCCGCGCUCGAAGCAGCCGCAUAACCCGACGCAUGGCGCCAGCAUCUCGCCCGAGCAGGUGAUCAGGAUGCUCAACUCGAACCACCUCCCGGCUGGCAAGCAGCACGGCCGGGGUCACGUCAACGACCCUUUGCCGCCCAUCAACAUAAUGAACAACAAGCCGGUGCGCACGGUCAGCAUGAGCCGGCCCGCCGAAUCGGCCCACGGCUUCGGCAUCUGCGUCAAGGGUGGACGCGAGUCUGGCGUGGGCGUUUACAUCUCGAGGGUGGAGGAGAACAGCGUCGCCGAGCACGUCGGCCUUCGACCUGGUGAUUCAAUCCUAGAGGUUAACGGAAUGCCUUUCGGUGGCGUCAGCCAUGACGAGGCUCUCAAGAUGCUCAAGACUUGUCGAAAGGUCACCAUGACUGUUCGCAGCCACGGAAACCCAACUUCGUAUCCCGCUCUGCAGCCGCCAAAUUCCACGGCAGCCGCCUCCGCGGGGGCGGGCCAGCUGUACACGUGGACUGACCGACACGGCCGGCCCGUCUCGCCGCCUCCAGAGUACGCUGCGGCCCUGAGCGGGCCGCCUCCACUGCCGCCCCCGCAGCCCGCCUCCAGCAUCAGGACGUGGAACUUCCACUCGGCCAGGAGUAAAGAACGGACGCGGAAGGUCGAGCUUAGCAUAGAGCCAGGUCAGAGUUUGGGCCUGAUGAUCCGGGGCGGCAUCGAGUAUGGCCUGGGCGUUUUUGUGACCGGCGUGGACCCUGGCAGCGUGGCCGAGCGUUGCGGUCUCGUGGUCGGUGACCAAAUCCUGGAGGUCAACGGCCAGAGCUUCAUGGCGGUGACCCACGACGAGGCUGUGAGCCAGCUCAAGUACCACAAGAGGAUGAGUCUGAUUGUGCGGGACGUGGGCAAGGUGCCUUCCUCGGGGGCGGCGCCGCCCCACACCUCGUCGCUGGCCCACGGCCACGCCUGGGAGACGCACCUGCCGCACACCUCGCGUAGUCCUGCGGGGUGGCAAAGAGGGAGUCACGACCCGGGCGCGUCCGCGGCGCUGCAGAUGGUGCAGGAGAAGGCGCGAGUUUUGCUUCCACACCCCGAGUUUGCUUCCCUCGACUAUUACCAACGAGAAUACGCAGCCAGGCAAAUGGACGUUGAGGCGUUCGUCGCCGUGCUGCUCGAAAUGCUCAACACCCCUGAAAAGUACACCCUGUUGACUGAGUUGCGGGAGGUGGUGCGUCCUGAAGACAGGGCGAGAUUCGACGAGCUUGUGUACAGAAGAGAAGCGGAAGGUCAAAGAUGCCGAGAAUUGCGCGACCUGCUGGGUCACCGAGGAGGACAGGAGCACUUAAGGGUGGGAGGGCACCAUCCGGCGGCCUCGCCGCAACACCACCACCAUCUGCAUCACCAGGGUGCGCCCGACGUCGAGCAGCAGGACAUCAAAACGCCCAGCGAGGACUCCGGCGUCGAUCUCGCCACGCAGUGGGGCCCCAGCGAGGCCACGUGGUAUCGAACUCCGGCGGCGGUCGACUCACCACCCUCGCACCGACCCCUGCAACACAUGCACGGUGCAUGUUGGACGCACCAACGACCACCUCUGCGCACCUCGGACCUCGGCCUCUCCACCGACGAGCAAGACCCUCAGCAGGACUAUCGAGGCAAUGGUAGCAGAAGACAUUCCAGCCCGGGCGUCGACCAAGACGGCGAGGGCGGCGGAGACGGCGGCGCCAACAGGAGCCAGUAUGACGCCAAUAGCGGUUACUUUGACGGCUUGCGAUCCUCCAUAGGCGGUCUAACGCAAAGAGUGAAAUCCUGGUACUGGGGGCGACCCAUAGACUUGGCGCAAAAACUGAGCCGCAGCUUUGACAUGAGUGGCGAGGGUGACCAGCAGAGCCUGCUGAUGGACGGCGAGGGCUCGGCGGCGCCCCGACGAAGACAAUCCAUGCAACGACUCACGGCGCGCGGCAUGCCCACGUGCGGCGACCUCCAAGAGGUCAAUGAGGACGGAAUGGGUGCUAUGGUGGUACCUGACAUGCAAGGCAAUUUGCGCAUCACUGUCAAGAAGUGCAAGCCGAUGUUGGGCAUCGCCAUCGAGGGUGGAGCCAACACAAAACAUCCACUGCCCAGGAUAAUCAACAUUCAUGAAAAUGGAGCAGCGUAUGAAGCUGGAGGGUUAGAAGUGGGUCAGCUGAUUCUAGAAGUAGAUGGACACAAAGUGGAAGGAAUGCACCAUCAAGAGGUGGCGAGACUGAUUGCCGAAUCUUUUGCGGCGAGAGGACGGCCGGAAAUUGAAUUCCUGGUCGUGGAGGCGAAGAAGUCCAACCUCGAGGCGAAGCCAACCGCAUUGAUUUUCCUCGAGGCUUAAAGUGGCGGCAGAGUGCAUCUCUAUCUCUCUAUCAAGAACUGCAUGCCUCUCUUUCUCUCUCAUUCUCAAACAGAGACACACCGCAGGUGUGCGCAAGUGAUUCCCAUAGAGCUUUCAAAAAAGCGCCCUCUUGAAUUAUUCACAGUGAAUCAGCAGUACAGUGACUCUCAGUUUUGCGGAAAAUAAUCGGUGCUAUAGUGUAAAUAAUGCAUAGUAUAAUUAUAUUAUGAAGUAUAAUUGCGUUGAAAUAACUGAGAAAACACACAAAAAGCAUAUGUAUAAAGAAAGGAGAUUUUGACGUUUCACUGAUUAAUUAAUCAAUACUGCUCCGAGUGUUGAAGAUUUCUCGGAGAGAGAAAAAAAAGUAGCGAGGAGUAAGUAAUCUUGUUGUAGCAUCAGCACAUCUUGCCACUAAAUAGGUUGUGAAAUUACCUGAGAAGGAGCAAAUUGUGAUGUUGAAAUAUAAGCGAGGAAAGUCUCCUGAUCACGUCUGGGAUUUCUUCAACGUACAUUUAGAUCGACAAUUUAAAGGGGUUUGAAAACUCAACUGCAAAACUCACCGAUGGAGAACAGAGUGAUAAGAAGAUUUCAAUUCCCCUUUAAAUUGCGCAGUGAAACAACGGUUAAAAGGUUUAAAAAAAAUAGUUUAUUUUCUAUUUCUGCCAUUUAUCAUUCUGUUGGCAUAUGUGUACUUGUUAAGUUUUGCAUAAUGUUAAAAACACUUGACGAGAAAAAUAAUAAAAUGACACUAUACUAUACUCACAAAAACACAGCCCUAAAACUCAUGCGAAGUGUGACGAAUACAAAAAAAAAGUGAUGGAAGUUUUUCUUUGAGUUUUCGGUCUCUCUCCGUAUAUGACUAUGGAUGUGCCAAUACCUGCCAAAAGGGUGAAAAAAAACUCACAAGAAGCACCCAUGUGUUAUGAAUCUUUCAGGCGAGUGUCACAAUUAUUCAAAUCAGUUUCAGCUUAAUAUAGUUGAUUAUUGAAAUGGCUGCAGGUUCCAGCGACUCACGAGAGGCUCAAUUUCCUAAAUAGUGUUAUUUAUUCAUUGGAUGAAAUCUCCUUUUAAUUGUAGUUUUUGUUUGCUUUGGCCAAGGCCAGUGACAAACUCAUUCUAUUCAAUAGAAAGAAAUAAAGCUCUUGAUGACGAGCAGAAUCCAGAGGCGUAGGGCAGGAAAUUAGCAAAUAACGAAAACGUAGCGAGCAAUCAUUGCAUUAAAACGUAGUAGGCCUUUAAUGUUUCGAUGUCUAGCUUCCCGUAACCGCGCGACUCGCGUUUUUCUGCCACAGAAAUUUGAGCCAAUAAAAAUUAAAUAUAAAAAGAUUUAACCUUGCCAGUCCAAUUUAAAAAAAGUGAAUUAAAUUUGAAAGCAAAACGAGAUUUCUGUGGCCGGAAAGAAAAAAGCGCAGCACUCUCUUCACUUAGCCAAAAAAAUAUCGAUUUCCUCUCGACACACACUAAACUAUUGUCUUAAUUCUUGUGAAUCGAAAAAAAAUCAAAAUCCCUCGUUAGGAUGCGGAGAAUUAUCAAGCAUCUAUCUCUCACUUAGUCGCAGCUUUUUGAAUUUCUUACCCACGGUGUUCCCCCUUGUAAAACGAAGAGUGUGUUCAGAAUCAGACAACCGCAACUUUAAACUAACUGCACUUUUGCGAUUUAUAUUCGUCAAACCGAAAUGUGGAUUCAAAUCUUUUAACUCUUUCUCUCUCACUUGAAAGCUUCGUUGUUUAAAUAUACCCAACACACAAAUGUUUUUUGCGACCCUCACGGAACAAAAUUUCACACAUUCAAACACACACUGCUCUAGGCCUAUACACGGAUAUGAUACGAAUAUAAUAUAUUUUUGUGAUCCUCCUUCUGAGAUAUCAACCGUUGAAUUAAGAAAGUAUUUAUUUAUUUCACCGGCAGCACCCAAAAUUCAUAUAAUAUAAAAAAAAAACGCUGAAAAUGUACAUAAGUAAAAGCUGAAGCGAUCGACCCACGAGGUAAUAAAUGUUGUUGACAUGUAGCCACACAUUAAUGCGCGCAUUAAAUUAUCAAAAAAAUAAAUAACCUGUUAUUAAGACGAAGGAACGGAGGAAUAGGAAAAUCAGAAAAAGGAAAUGAGUGAAUGAAAUAAGAAAGAUGAGCUAAAUUUCAAAUUUUUUGAAAGUGGAAAAAAUUAAUGGAGUUGUGAAAAGGCAGACGAAUGUUUUGAUUUGUUCAAAAAGUUUUGGAAAAAGGAAGAGAAAGUUCUUGAAAAACGUUUGGGCUCAUUGCUGGUUAAUGAUACAAUUUUCGGACGCUCGCGCAAAUAAUUAACUCUCAGCCUCUAUGGAAAGAAAGUGUCGUUAUUCUCACGCUGCUGCAAUGGGCUUUGAAAUAAACUCACUUACACACACUCACGAAACACACACACACACUAUCUCAACAUAUCUACUUACAUUGUCUGCCUUAACGCCUGUUAUGUGUGCAUAAAAUGAGUAUAAUUAAAAGCGCAAAUAUUAUACCUUACAAAGUAUUUAAAAAAAAUUGAAAACUAAAUUUUGAAGAAAGAAGCAGCCCUGAAAGAAUAAAAAAAUACAUACACAUUCAACCGAGAGCGAAAACGUUACACACGCACGCAGCAAGGGAAAUUAAGCUACGCGUACACUGUUGUUUUUUAUAAUGUUGCUGUUAUUUGAAUGAAAAUGUUCAGAAAUUUAUAACUCAGUUUAUCUUUGGAUGAGAGUGCGAGCGUAAGCAAGCGACAAUUCACUAAAUUAUUCAUAAAUAUUGUUAUAUAAUUAAUUGUAAACUCGUAAAAAUGAGACGCAAGCAGAGGAAAAAUGUUAAAAAAAAAAAUCAUCUCUCUUCCCAAAAGGAAGAAAUCUCACUCUUAUUUCUCAGGAUAGGUUGUCGCCUCGUUCCAAUUUUGCGUUCCCGCCAACACAGACACACACGACAUUCUUUAGUAUGCAUAAUAAAAAUAUGAAAAACAACAACGUCAAGAAUUCUUAAGAUAGCGAGUCAAGUGCGAUGCCUAUUUUUCAAUUUUUAUGCAGUACUGUAAUAAGACCAUUGUGUAUGAGAAUAAAAACAAAUGCGAAAUAUUAUUACAGAGCAAACGGA
Neocloeon triangulifer is the source of this 6436-nucleotide messenger RNA. It is a transcript of the gene dysc, whose product is annotated as whirlin. Gene Ontology annotation, cellular component: stereocilium tip; stereocilia ankle link complex; plasma membrane. The record is from RefSeq and is a predicted model, not a curated record. The transcript is spliced from 18 exons. NCBI's taxonomy places the organism in Eukaryota, Metazoa, Arthropoda, Insecta, Ephemeroptera, Baetidae. Bases 350 to 3346 code for a protein of 998 amino acids. Gene Ontology annotation, molecular function: protein binding.